Messenger RNA from Lactuca saligna, 1533 nucleotides. NCBI's taxonomy places the organism in Eukaryota, Viridiplantae, Streptophyta, Magnoliopsida, Asterales, Asteraceae. The record is from the annotation of a GenBank genome assembly.
AUGGAAUCAGAUUCGAUUUUGAGUGGCAAUAUUAGUGAGCAACGAUGGGUGGAUCAAAUCAGCAAGAAUUUCGAUGAUGAGGUUGGCAACAUUAGCGACAUUCCCGUUUGUGUGUUCAGUGUCCCGAAAUCCACAAGCCAUUUCAAGCCUGAGGCUUAUGUACCUCUGGCUAUAGCACUUGGACCAUACCACCAUUUUGAGACUCAUCUCUACCAAAUGGAAAGGUACAAAGUUGCUGCUGUUAAAGACCUCUUGAACGAUGAUCAACUUUUAUCCUUCGAGACCCUCGUGAUCAACAGGCUUAAAGAGAAGGAGCUCAUGAUUCGCGCUUGUUACCACAAGUAUAUAAACCUUGAUGGCGACACAUUGGCUUGGAUUAUCGCUAUUGAUGGUUUGUUCUUGCUUGAUGUGUUCAGGCACUAUGGGGACGUUGCACCCUUGAUGCCCAAAAAGCUGAUAAAUGAUGGUGUACUCUAUAGAGACAUAAUGGUGCUUGAGAACCAAAUUCCCUUGCGUUUAUUGAGUGAAAUACAGAAGAUCCUUCGUCUCUCAUGCACUGAUGAUAACAAUAACGGCGAACAAGAGUUGUUCUCCAUGUUGAGAGAAUUUUGUGAGGUACACUCUCCUCUCAAGUUGGGAAAAGAUUCUAAUCAUGGUGUUGGAACGGGAUACUUGCAUUUGCUUGAUCUUAUGUAUCAUCUGAUUGUCAACAAUCAAUCAACUACAGACCCUCUUCAAGUUCUAGUAAUGCAACGUAAGGACAAUGAUGAUGCCAUGAAAUGGAAGGAAAAAGACGACAUCAACCUCACAGAGAUAGAAGAGGUUGUGGAAAUGGGAUUACGUCUUGGUGUGGGUAAAAAAGCUGAUCGUCCUAUUCAGGUCAUAAAGAAUAUCCCUUGGGAAAAAAUAUCGAAUUUGGUAGGUCUAAAAAUAAGUCAACAAUCCAGCGAAGAAGAUGAUAACAAACCUGAAGUCACCGAAAUUGAAAUUCCCUCGGUGUCAUCUCUUACCAAAUAUGGUCAAAUCAGUUUCUGCCACACCACCGGAGGGAUUAGGGACAUUAAGUUUGAAGAAAGCGAAGCGACUCUAUACCUUCCGGUGAUUGCUCUUGACAUAUACUCAGAAGUGGUAUUGAGAAAUCUGAUUGCUUACGAAAUGGCAACCUAUAAUUCAACACCCGAACUGGCCCAAUAUGUCGACUUAAUGAGUGGAAUUAUUGAUACAGAGGCGGAUGCGAAUUUACUUAGAGAUAAGGGAAUAAUUAGAGGAAAUCUAAAUAAUAAAGAAAUUGCGGAUCUCUUCAACGGGAUAAACAAAUGUAAUGGGUAUAAAAGUGGUAACAAGACGGUUAAACAGGUAAAUGAGUACUACAACAAUAGACCCAGGAUAAAGGCGUUGAGGUUCAUGAAGAAAGACCUGAUUUGCUCGAAGAGAGUUGCAACAGUGGUUUUGACAAUUAUUUUGUUCUUGUUAAUGAGUCUAUACUCGUUCUGUGAAGUCUAUGGUUGUCCAAAACUAUUCGACAAAAAGUAA